AUGAAUGGCUUCAAUGAGAAACGCCUGGACGAGGAUGCCUUCGGCGACAAGGGAAGCAGCAUUGGCGGGCUGAAGACCUUCGAUGCGUUCCCCAAAACCAAACCCUCAUACACUACAGCCACCCACCGCGGUGGACAAUGGACCGUCCUCAUCCUCGCCGUAUGCACAAUCCUCAGCUUCUCGGAACUCAGGACCUGGUGGCGCGGCACAGAAAACCACCAUUUCAGCGUUGAAAAAGGCAUCUCGCACGACCUGCAACUGAACCUAGAUGUCGUAGUCAACAUGCCCUGCGACACGCUGCGCGUGAACAUCCAAGACGGAGCGGGCGACCGCAUUCUCGCUGGCAAUCUGCUCCAGCGCGAGGAUACAAGCUGGAUGCAGUGGAUGAAGCAGCGCAAUCAAGAGUCUCACUCCGGCGGCCAUGAGUACCAGUCGCUGAGCCAUGAGGAGGAUUCGCGGCUCGCGGCUCAGGAGGAGGACGCACACGUGCAUCAUGUUCUGGGUGAGGUGCGCCGCAAUCCCAGGAAGAAGUUUGCGAAGGGGCCGCGUAUUCGACGGGGUGAUCCUAUUGACGCGUGUCGCAUCUAUGGGAGUUUGGAGGGGAAUAAGGUGCAGGGGGAUUUCCAUAUCACCGCCAGAGGGCACGGGUAUCAGGAGUUUGCGGAGCAUCUUGACCAUACCGCAUUCAACUUCUCGCACCUGAUCACAGAGCUCUCCUUCGGCCCGCACUACCCAACGCUCCUGAACCCACUCGACAAGACAAUCGCCGAAGCAGACACCCAUUACCAUAAAUUCCAGUACUUCCUCUCCGUCGUGCCAACAAUCUACUCCAAGGGCAAAGGCGCACUAGACGCGUACGAGCGAGCCCCCGGCUCGGCAGCAGCGCGCUCAAACCGCAACGCCAUCUUCACGAACCAAUACGCCGCCACCAGCCAGUCCACAGCCCUACCCGAGACCCCCUACCUGGUUCCCGGGAUCUUCUUCAAGUAUAACAUCGAGCCGGUCCUGCUGCUGAUCAGCGAGGAGCGAGGCGGGUUUUUGAGGCUGCUGAUCCGUCUGAUUAACACCAUUUCCGGGGUGCUGGUUACUGGUGGCUGGCUUUAUCAGAUGAGUGGGUGGGUUGGGCAGUUUUAUGGACGGAGGAUGAGGAGGCAGUCGGAGGGUGUUUUGACGGGGAAACAUUAUACGGAUUAG
Penicillium lagena is the source of this 1194-nucleotide messenger RNA. Its product is annotated as endoplasmic reticulum-Golgi intermediate compartment family protein. Lineage: Eukaryota; Fungi; Ascomycota; Eurotiomycetes; Eurotiales; Aspergillaceae. The transcript has 3 exons. The record is from RefSeq and is a predicted model, not a curated record. Bases 1 to 1194 code for a protein of 397 amino acids. Gene Ontology annotation, biological process: endoplasmic reticulum to Golgi vesicle-mediated transport; retrograde vesicle-mediated transport, Golgi to endoplasmic reticulum. Gene Ontology annotation, cellular component: endoplasmic reticulum membrane; Golgi membrane; endoplasmic reticulum.